Chrysochloris asiatica (Cape golden mole) is the source of this 1110-nucleotide messenger RNA. It is a transcript of the gene YPEL5, whose product is annotated as yippee-like 5 (Drosophila). The record is from RefSeq and is a predicted model, not a curated record. The coding region runs from base 25 to 390 and encodes 121 amino acids. Lineage: Eukaryota; Metazoa; Chordata; Mammalia; Afrosoricida; Chrysochloridae. The transcript has 2 exons.
GUGUUUUGAACUUCACCUAUAAAGAUGGGCAGAAUUUUCCUUGACCACAUCGGUGGCACCCGCCUGUUUUCCUGUGCGAACUGCGACACGAUCCUAACCAACCGCUCCGAGCUCAUCUCCACUCGCUUCACAGGUGCCACCGGCAGGGCAUUCCUUUUUAACAAGGUAGUUAACCUGCAGUACAGUGAAGUUCAAGACCGGGUCAUGCUUACGGGCCGCCACAUGGUUCGAGAUGUGAGCUGCAAAAACUGCAAUAGCAAACUGGGAUGGAUCUAUGAAUUUGCCACUGAAGACAGCCAGCGUUAUAAGGAAGGCCGUGUGAUCCUGGAACGCGCUCUAGUUCGAGAAAGUGAGGGCUUUGAGGAGCAUGUACCAUCUGAUAACUCUUGAAGAAAAAUAGAGAAAUACCAUCUUUUCCCAGGUCUCCUUCACUGAAAACAAAAACCUACUUACAUACACUGUCACCUUAGCAUCAGAGUCGGAUUCAUGGACUGCAGAACAAGAGCUUGUGAGAAUCUAAGAUGGAAACUUUCUUUCUUUCUUAUUUUUUAAAAAUUUUCCAUCCAACAGCAGUGUGUAGAGAAUAUUAUGCAGAUGCCAUUAAGUUUUUUUUGUUUUUUGUUUUUUCCUAUGUUUACAUCUUGAGGCAGGGUAGUCUAUCUGCAGCUAUAUAAUAAUGGGCUAAGUGAGGACAAAAAUCUGGGCUAUUAGAGUGAAAAGUGUUUCAUGUCAAUUUUUGAAAGGAAAAUAAUGUCAAGAGCAUGGUUUUUAAACAUACUUAGGCUUCGUUUUACAACCUUUUUAAAAACUCAGUUAUUUCACCUGGUUCGCUAGCUUCAGAGAAGAGAUCCGAAUGUGUGACCAGCGCUAAAGGUCCAGUGUUGGCGUGGCUUGUGCUGGCCAUUGUGCCAUAUUCCUGUUGGAGAUGAACCGUAGCACCAGAGCCCAUUCUUCCUUGUCAAUCUUGACCCAAAGAUGUCACCAUUCCUAGUUAUUUGUCACCACAUAAUUGGUGUUGAUUGGAAAGUUUACCUGAAACGGGGCAGAGCUGCUUGGUUGUCUUUUCCCAUGUAACUUAAGCAUAGUAAUAUAAAUAAAGUGAUAGUUGGA